Messenger RNA from Acipenser ruthenus (sterlet), 1715 nucleotides. RefSeq names its product V-type proton ATPase 21 kDa proteolipid subunit c''. The transcript is spliced from 8 exons. Gene Ontology annotation, cellular component: proton-transporting V-type ATPase, V0 domain. Bases 158 to 775 code for a protein of 205 amino acids. Gene Ontology annotation, biological process: proton transmembrane transport. The record is from RefSeq and is a predicted model, not a curated record. Gene Ontology annotation, molecular function: proton-transporting ATPase activity, rotational mechanism. Lineage: Eukaryota; Metazoa; Chordata; Actinopteri; Acipenseriformes; Acipenseridae.
UCCCCUUCCUUCAACCAAGAGAAAAAGAAGAGAGAACGAACAUCUUCCUGCUUCAAUAGAAAUAAGGGGACCGAGGAAAACACAAACUAAAUAGACAAAUAAAACAAACAUUGGCGAAUAUAGGCAUUAGCGUGAAAACCGUGUCUCACAAAGCAACAUGAACGGACACGCCAUCCUCUACACCGGGGUCACUGUGGCCUUUUGGACUACGAUUCUCAUCGUCGGCACUUGUUAUACAAUAUUUGAUCUUGGAUUUCGAUUUGAUGUGGGUUGGUUCCUGACAGAGACCUCACCGUUCAUGUGGGCAAAUCUGGGAAUCAGUUUGGCUAUUUCCUUAUCUGUGGUUGGUGCUGCAUGGGGUAUUUACAUCACAGGCUCCAGCAUCCUUGGUGGUGGUGUGAAAGCACCCAGGAUUAAAACGAAAAACCUUGUCAGCAUCAUUUUCUGUGAAGCUGUCGCCAUCUAUGGGAUUAUUAUGGCAAUUGUCAUUAGUAACAUGGCUGAGAAUUUCAGUGGCACCACCCCUGAGACGAUUGGAGCAAGGAACUACCAAGCAGGUUAUUCCAUGUUUGGUGCUGGUCUAACCGUGGGCUUCUCCAACCUGUUCUGUGGUAUCUGUGUUGGCAUUGUUGGAAGUGGAGCUGCGCUUGCUGACGCACAGAACGGCAGCCUUUUUGUAAAGAUCCUUAUUGUGGAAAUCUUUGGAAGCGCCAUUGGAUUGUUCGGAGUCAUUGUUGCUAUCUUACAGACAUCUAAGGUAAAGAUGGGUGACUAAAAGAUGUGACAAGGCCAUACAAUUCACAAGACUUCCAGAAGAAGACAAUUCUGGGGACGAGACACAGAUGAAUUGUGUAUAUUAAUUUAUUUAAAUGUUGUUGUUUUUUUCUUGACAUGUUUGACAUUUUUAACCCAUCAUUUGCUGAAGAGUGACUGACUUUUGUGAUUUAAAACCAUUGAUAGUGACAAUGUAUUUGCACCAGGUUGUCUUAAAUAAAUGUAACUGUUUAGUUUAAAAUAAGUAGUGAGCUUGUCUUUUAAGAUUAUUCCCCUUAAAUCUGAAAAUUAGGUGGUGAUGACAGGCCAAAAAGUUAAUUCUUAAAGGUUUAAGAUCAACUAACUAAUGGUAUGGUUUUGUUGGUAAAUGGGGCAACAUUAAUGUCAUAUUUUUUAUUAUUGUAAAGUUAUCAAAAUACUAAACUUUAUUUAAAAAGCACCUCUGCUUGUCCAAAUCUCUCUGUCUUUAUAUAACUCCACAAGAGUAACAACUGGAUGCUUUAGAGGUCUCAAAAAUAUAAAUAUCUUCUAAAUGUGUUAAAGAUGUCAAACUGAUAGGUAGACUCAUAUCUGCUCACAGGUACAGAUGACUAAAUGACUUCAUGCACUCCAUUGGUUGACGGUUAAUUUCUAACAGUGACCACACAGACAUCUCAUGUUACUGCAGUCUAAAGGGUGUUAGCAAUACAGUCAAGGGUUUGAAUUAAUUUCAAAAUCCAGGCAACCCCCACUGGUUGAGAUUAAAUAAGCAAACAAUAUGUUCUUGUGCUCGGUCUAGUCACAAGGGAUUAAGGCAUAAUGGUGGACACCAUACUCUUUCAAUGUAUUUUAAUGAAAAGAAAUGGCAUAUGUACAGUUGAUCUUAACCAACAUUUGUGUUUGAAAUACUAUGUGCAUUGUGUCAGAUGAAGAAAUAAUUAAAUGCUUGUGCAAACUGUGAA